This is a messenger RNA of Tetrahymena thermophila SB210, 951 nucleotides long. RefSeq lists its product as hypothetical. The transcript is spliced from 4 exons. NCBI's taxonomy places the organism in Eukaryota, Ciliophora, Oligohymenophorea, Hymenostomatida, Tetrahymenidae. The record is from RefSeq and is a predicted model, not a curated record.
AUGGAAUUACUAAAUUAACAUUUACUUAAUUCUAAAAAUGGAAAAUUAUAUUUAAAAGGAAUAUAAAAUUUAAUUUAAUACGAUAUUUUGACUGGUUUCUCAUAAAUUCUUUAUAAUUUUGGUUAAAAUAUAAGUUAUUUUAUAAUUAAAGUCUAUGAUGAUUUUAUAAUUGCUUAAAUUGAAAACAUGAUUUAUUUGAUAAAUAUUUACAUAACUGAAAAUAUCGUAAAAUAAUUAGAUUUUUACAUAAAUAGUUUUGAUUUUAUUAAAAAUGACAAUGUUGUAUAAGCUAAUGGUCCGAAUUCCUUUGUAAUUCUUGAUACUAAGCUGAAUAUUAUUUAACAAAUUUUUAAAUAUUCAAAUCAAUACGACUUAACUUGUUCUAAUUUUAAACUUCAAAUUGCAUGCAUAAAUGGCUUUUUAUCUGAUGAUGAAGGAUUUAUUUUGAUAUAUCAUAAAGUGUCAAAAUUUACUCAAUAUAUACAACUUGGAUAUGGUACUGCAGACUAUUAAGGCUAUUUUGAUUAAGAGUUUGAAAAUAUUUAUAUUUUUAAUAUUGUAAAUUAUAAUACUAAAAUUUACAGUUCUAGUGGAGUUUUGAAGUAGACUUUUGAGAAAAUUAAUAAUGUUUGCAAAGUUUUUACAUAAAAAAUGUUAUGUGAAUCUGAAAAUAAUAGUUUACUUAUAAUUGACAGGCUUAAUUUAGUAAUUGAAAAUUAGAUUAAACAUAUCAGAUACAAAAGUUUUUAGAGCAUAGAAUUUAUUUAAAGCUUAAAUUAUUUAGUAUUUUUGCAAAAAGAUAAUAUCUAAUAAGUUUCUGUAUAUGAUAUUACUGCUAAAAAAGAAAUUAAUUAAAUAAUAAUUAUGAAAUAAACACUUACUAAUAAUAAUUUUAUAAACUAAUUUUAAUCAGAUUAAAUUUUAAGUAAUUAUCUAUCUUAAAACAUAUGA